Messenger RNA from Patella vulgata (common limpet), 5904 nucleotides. RefSeq names its product protein IWS1 homolog. Gene Ontology annotation, cellular component: nucleus. The record is from RefSeq and is a predicted model, not a curated record. NCBI's taxonomy places the organism in Eukaryota, Metazoa, Mollusca, Gastropoda, Patellidae. Gene Ontology annotation, biological process: poly(A)+ mRNA export from nucleus. The transcript is spliced from 19 exons. Bases 126 to 2303 code for a protein of 725 amino acids.
AAAAACCCUGAGAGUAAUUCCCCGUAAUUACAUAGGGGGCGCUAAACAGAGAGUUAAAGCGUGAUUGUAUUUUUUGUUGUAUUUUGUGUAUUUUCAAUCAAUUUCAGAAAAAAUAUCAAUAUUAAAUGGAAUACGACGACACAGGAAGUGGAGGAAGUACACCUGUACAAGAUGAACCAGAAAAUGAACAGCAACUUAAACAGGGGUCUGAUGCUAGUGGAUCCCCUAUUGGUUCUCCAGGUGGUGCCGCUAGUGUAGAUGAUGAUGUAGAAAUGGCUACCAGAGAUGAAGCAGAUGAUGAUGAUUAUGUUAAUGAUGGUGGAGAUGUUGUUCGUGAAGAUGUUCAUGAAGAAGAUGAGGAUGAUGUAGAACGCGAAGUUGUUGAACAUGAGGUGGAUAAUGAUGGAGAUGAUUACGAUGCCGACAGCCCUUCAGCCCCUGUUGGGAGUCCUCCAACCCCUGUUGGCAGUGCUCCAGGAUCUCCUGCAGAAAGUCCCAUGGGUUCACCAGCCGGUAGUCGAUCACAAUCACCAGCAGGUUCAGAUAGAAGCAGAUCAGCAUCUCCAAUGGGACUUGGUCCUGGUUCUCCGGCUGGGUCAGCUAGAAGUAGGUCCAAUUCACCAGAAGGCCCUGGGCCUGGAUCACCGUUAAGUGCACCUGGUUCUCCAGUUGGAUCACACCGCAGUCGUUCAGGUAGCAGAAGUAGGUCAGGUUCUCCAGCCUCAAGAGCUUCCAGAAGUAGGUCACGAUCAGGUUCACCGGCUAGAUCAGGUUCAGGUUCGCGAUCAAGGUCAAGGUCAAGAUCGGGAUCUCCAGCUAGAUCAAGAUCUGGAUCACGUGCACGUUCUAGAUCAGGCUCUAGAUCAGGUUCAGGAUCUCCAGCAAGGUCAAGAUCAGGAUCACGUGCUGGGAGCAGAUCUCGAUCAAGAAGUAGAAGUGGAUCCCCUGCUAGAAGUAGGAGUGGUUCACGUUCACCAGCGAGAAGUCGUCAAUCCAGUAGAUCGAGAUCAAGAAGUAGAUCGAGAUCACCUUCAGGUGAGAGAAGAGUGGUUAGAUCACCUGUCAGUGGUUCAGAUAAAGAGAAUGAUGAUGAUAAACCCAUUGAAACUGAUGCUGACGUUUCACCAACCAAGAAAAGAAAAAGAGUUAAAGUCAUGAGUGAUGAUGAAAGUGAAAAAGAAGAAGCUGAAGAAAAUGAGUUAAUAGCUGAUAUCUUUGGUUCAAGUGAUGAAGACGAGGAAUUUGAGGGUUUCGGUGAAGCUGAUGUUGAAGGGACGUCUAAAAAGAAGAAAUCAGCUGUUUUAUCUGAUGAUGCUGGUGAAGGUGCUGAUGGGAUUGUACCAGAAGAAGCACCACCACCUGCUGUUGGCAAGGAUGAUGAUGAUUCUGAUGAAGGUGUGGAAGAUGGUGAUAAAGAUGGUGGAACUAUUGUAUCCGAUUUUGAUCUGAUGUUGGAGAGAAGGAGAGAUGAGAAACAGAGACAGCGAAGGAAGAAGAAAGAGGGUGAUUUAAUCAAUGAUAACGAUGAUCUGGUGGAUGAUAUGAUCAAAAAGAUGAAACAGGCUGCGGAGGAAGAUCGAGAAUUAAACCAAAAACGUCAAGCUGCUACCAAAAAAAUCAAAUUACUUCCCUUUGUCAUGUCACAACUAAAAAAGUCCGAUUUGCAUUCCAUAUUUUUAGAUUCUGGUAUUUUAGCAGCCAUUACGGAAUGGUUGGCACCAUUACCUGACAAGAGUUUACCACAUCUGAUGAUCCGAGAUAAUUUAUUAACUGUUUUAUCUCAGUUUCCACCAAUCAACUCUGAUAGUUUGAAAUCCAGUGGAGUAGGAAAAGCCGUCAUGUAUUUAUACAAACAUCCGAAAGAAAUCCGUAAAAACCGGGAGUUAGCUGGUAGAAUUAUUAAUGAAUGGUCUCGUCCUAUAUUUAAUUUAACCUGUAAUUUUAAAACAUUAUCAAAAGAAGAACGAGCUCAGAGAGAUUACGAAUUACUGCCCAAGAAGGCCAGAUUAAGUGUUGAAGGUGAAGAGGUGAGAAAAGAUAUGGAGAAAGCAAUGGCAGGAAAUGACACAGCUGUGCGACCUGGGGAUCCAGGAUGGAUUAUGCGUGCUCGUGUUCCAGCCCCAUCAAACAGAGAUUACGUAAAUAGACCAACCACUAAUAUGGAAUAUGUUCCACCAAAGACAACAAAGAAGAAGAUUUCUAAAUAUGAAAAACAUAAACGUUCAUUUGCUGAUCGGAAGAAAUAUGGAAAAAAUCAGAAAGCUGUUACAAUUAGUAUUGAAGGACGAAAUAUGUCACUUUAGGUUCCUGUCCUGUAUAUAUGUAUACAUGUGUCUGUUUGUAUGAAUGUGUGAUUGACAUCCAGGGAGGGGCGAGGGUAUUAUUAUGAAUCUUCACUGUUAAACCUGGGGUUCCCCCUGAAUUCAUUGUAUCAAACUUCCCUUUUCGUGAUAAAAUGUAGCGGCGUUUGUUAAAGACACCUACAUGUACACACAAGUGAAUUAUUGAAAUUAAAAGUUUAUAUUUGUCGCCAACAAUCAUUAUUCAUAUUUAAAAUUUGACUCGUGUAUGCAGUCAGCCUUCUUACUUGUAAUGGUGUACUUGAUUCGGACAUUUUCAAAUUCAAAAGAUUAAAAUAUAUAAUGUAGAGUUAAAAAAAUGAACCAAUUUCAUGGCUCAAUAUCGACAGGUUUUAUUAUAAGGCAUUAUGGGAAUGUCAUGGAUACCAACAACAAUGUAGGCCUGGCAACGGACAACAUAUAAACGUUCAGAUGGUCUCAUGUACAAAUUGGCGUACACGUAAAAGAUCCCUCGGCAGUUAAAAUUUGAUAUAAGAGUGGGAAGUAGCGCCAAUAUCUGGGCAAAAUUUCCCUGUAUGGUGUUUCCAAUUGUUCAUUAGCCAGUCAGAGUAGAACAGUUCGACGUUAAACCCCCAUUUCAUUUGAUUUUAAAUUCAGUCUCGAUUCGAAAGAAAGGGUAUUUUAGGUCUCCCAACUUAUUUUUCCCAACUAUUAUUGUAUGAAAUGAUAGAUUUCCUUCUCUUAACAGUGUGAAUUUCAGACACGUUAAACCGUAAAGGCUGAAAUAUGCCAAGGAUAUUAAACCCCAUUUCAUUUCACAUAUUCAAGUUAACUAAAAUAUUUUAAGAAUUCUUACUAUUCAUAGAUGAGAGGGAGGUCCACUGAUACAAACUAGGUCAUUUCGGGAAUAAAACAGGGUUCAAUUUUAUUUCAAUAAUUCACGAGCGUGUAGGGGUCUUUAGCAGUGGGAGGAAACUGGAGGACCUGGAGAAAACCCACGCGGUUGGACAGGCGACCCUACUCCUUGUCACGUACAACCGUGGAUUCGAAACCCCGCCAUUUGACUCACUGACAGACCUUAUGAUACAGCGUGCACAUGCUAACCAUUCGGCCAUCCAACCCCCCAUUCAUAGAUAUGGACUGAAAUCAUAAACUGCAAUCAUAGGCUGAAAUUAUAGCACAAAUUUUAAGCUUAAGUUGAUGAAACAGCUAUAUUCUUAAAAUAUUUUAGUUGAUGCCUUUUCAAGUAUCAUCGACAACAAACCUGAAGAGGUGAGGCUAUGCAAAUAAUGUUCUUUUAAAUGUUAAAGCUAUUGAAUUGAAAAUAGAACAAGUAAUAUACAGGAGAAAACUAACAUUUAAAAAAAAAAAAAUUGUUGCCAGAAUAACACAUUUUGGGGGAAAUUUGGUGAAGAAAUCUUAAACAUACAUUAUGCAAGAGUUCUAUCUGCUUAUUGCAGGUCUUUCUUUGGACCUGAAAUGUUAUCUAAAUUAUUACUGAGACAUUAAUUAACUUAUCCAGACCAUAAUCAACUCUAGAUGGCAUCGCUAGCCUGCGAUCUUUAGUAGAUUAUGAUCCGAUUUACUGCUUAACUUUCUCUUACGAUUUAAUGAUUAAUUGAAAGAAACUUUUAUUCGGGUAGUUUAACAUGAAACUUAACGUACAUGUUCCUUGGACAAUAACGCAUGGAUUGAUAGAUUUCAAAUUUUGACAUGACAACAACAAUUCCCCCGUGUCCAUAUAACACUGCCGUACUCGUGUUUUGAUAUGACAACACAAUUCCUCCAAGAUGCUUGAUUCCUAGUCCAUAUUGCACUGUCGUACUUGCGUUUUGCAUUUAAUUGACAGAUUUCAAAUUUUGAACACAAUUCUUCCAAGAUUCUGGUUUCCUCGUCCAUAUAGCACUGCCAUACUUGAUAUGACAACACAAUUCCUUCACGAUUCUCGUUUCCUCGUCCAUAUAGCAGUGCUGUAGACCUACUUGUGUUUUGUCAGUGAGUGAAAGAUAUUGUUUUGUAUGAAAUAAAAUAUUAACCAGGUGCUUGAAGUGUAAAUAUUUGUAAAUAUUGUAUAUUAAAAUCAUCAAAACUAUUAAAAUUAAAAUCAAUUAUUCUUUUUUAUGCUUCGGAUUUAAGUUUGAUUGAAACAGAAAGAUCUGUACUCGAAGCAGACGUCACUGAUUAUAUCUGAUUGUGGCUUACACUGUCAUAUGACAUCAUUAUUUUCGUAUUUUGGCAAGAAACAUCAAUGUUUAAAUCAAAUGAUGUUGGAUUAGGUUUUUUUUAAAAAAACAAAAAUAACAAUCACAAAUCCACCUAUUUAUUGACUGAGGGGGACGGGGUUGGGUCUUAAUGUCCUAAGAUAAAAAUGUUAAAUAUUUCAGUUUGACUAAACGUGUUACAAAAAAGAAAAAUUUGCAACCAAAAUGACAUUGAAAGUUUAUGAUUUUAAUUUGGAUAAAAUAUCCACCAAUGUUUAAUUUAUUGAAUCAGAUAUAAAAACAGGAAGAAAUGAUUGGUCUGAUUUUAGGAGUCUAAAUUUAAUUUAUUUUUCUAUAUAAGUAAUUGUAUGUAUUUUGUUUUAUUUGGUGGUCGGUAAAUAAUGAUAUUAAACAAGUGUUUCAUAAAUAUUGAAAGUAAUAAAAACAAUGAUGUGAGUGUCUUGUUUUAUUAUAAUCAGAUAUCAUUGAAGUAGUAUAAUUAAAGAUGUAUUAUGUCAGAGCUAAAUUGGCCUAUUGUAGGUCUUAAUUUUGGUUUCAAAUGUUAAUAAACUAUUAUUUAAACAUUUCUUCACAUGAAAUGCCUAUAAUAAUCAACCCUCUGAUUUUAAGUAGAUUAGAAUGUUUUGGCCAUUUAAUGAUUUAAUUUUAAAAUGGAGAAACGAAUAACAAGUAGCGUUGUUACGAUAAUAAACAAUCAAUGCACACAUCUCGUCAAAACUAAAUUGGCCCAAAAUAAAUUAAUUUGAACUAAAUUUUCAAUAUAUUCAUUUUGUAUUAUGUAUUUUUGAAAUAUUACAGCAAGAACGACCAACUGUUUAUCUAAUUCUGACAUAAUGUAUGUUUAAACAUUUCCUAUAGGAGACGUAAAACUGUUGAAAUAUUUACAUGAAUUCUUUAGCAUAUUUUGUUUUUCUCUGUUAGGCCAAGAAUGUUUUCAUAUUAUCUUAUAAUUAAUUGAUAAAUAAAACUGUAUGUAUAUGUUUUAUGUUUAAAUGUAUUCCUGCUAGUCACAAUUGGCAGAUUUGAGAGGAGAAGUUUAUGCUCUACUGGUAGUCAAGGUGAGCAUCAAUCUAUUCUACUGGUAGUCAAGGUGAUCAUCAAUCUAUUCUACUGAUAGUUAAGGUGAUCAUCUAUCUAUUCUACUGGUAGCCGAGGUAUUAAUCUAUCUAGUCUACUGGUAGUCAAGGUGGGGUAGUCAUGGUGAUCAUUCAUCUACUAUACUGGUAGCCAAGGUGACUAUUCGUCUGGUAGUCAAGGUGAUACACAAGGUUACAAGAAACUUUGAUUGUAUUAUUUUUGUAUCUUUCUUAUUUAUAUUCAUCUGUAUAUAUAUAUCAUGUACCCAAAAAAAUCAUGGAAAUAAAUUGAAAGUUUGAAAUCAA